This is a messenger RNA of Dothidotthia symphoricarpi CBS 119687, 492 nucleotides long. RefSeq lists its product as uncharacterized. The record is from RefSeq and is a predicted model, not a curated record. Lineage: Eukaryota; Fungi; Ascomycota; Dothideomycetes; Pleosporales; Dothidotthiaceae. The transcript has a single exon. Bases 1 to 492 code for a protein of 163 amino acids.
AUGUCUUCCCCUUCUCUGCACGCUACAAACAAAAUCGGGUUUAUACACUCUCCCGAUGAACGAGUCAAGAAGCUGCUAGAGUACAAGGACUGGGUAGCACAAGGCGGUCUAGACGAAUUCGCAAAGCUUCACAAUCUGCAGUCUGGCUUUGAAAACCGCCUAUACGAUGUUAAGCCGAAAAUUAGUGUAGCAUACUAUACCAAGCUUCGUACUAUCCCUGCCUUAGAGGCUGAGCUGAACCUUAAGCCGGAGCUGAACCUUGAGCCUUCUGUUGAUACAGGACCUUUGUCCUGGUACUUGAGCCAACAGUUUAUGGCACUUGCUGAGGGUUGGGAUGAUGAGGAGUGGGGUUGGAAUUGGGGUGAGGGUGAAGAAGGAGAAGAGGAAAGGGAGGGAGAAAAAGAAGAAGAAAAAGGAGAGCAAGGGGAAGAGAAAAAGGAGGCGAAAGAAGCGGUUGCGAGCGUACAUUCGAAGACUUAUCCUGAGUUGUAA